This is a messenger RNA of Anopheles coustani, 602 nucleotides long. RefSeq names its product selenoprotein F. The record is from RefSeq and is a predicted model, not a curated record. Gene Ontology annotation, molecular function: oxidoreductase activity. Bases 70 to 561 code for a protein of 163 amino acids. Lineage: Eukaryota; Metazoa; Arthropoda; Insecta; Diptera; Culicidae. Gene Ontology annotation, cellular component: endoplasmic reticulum lumen. The transcript is spliced from 3 exons.
AAACAUUAAAAACAAGCAGUACGUGGACUUUAGUUAGCCGGAAACAAUAACAAAUUUAUCACAAUCAACAUGAGAAUCCCAACAGUUAUCUCUUUGUUGUUUAGCAUAGUAUCGGUCGUUUUCGCCGAGUUCUCCGCUGAAGACUGCCGCGAGCUGGGGCUGAUCAAAUCACAAUUAUUUUGCUCGUCCUGCAACAGCUUGACCGACUAUGGUUUAGUGGAGCUAAAAGAACACUGCCUUGAGUGCUGCCAAAAGGAUACGGUAAGCGAUGGCAAGCUAAAGGUUUACCCAAGGGCGGUGCUGGAAGUAUGCACGUGCAAAUUUGGAGCCUAUCCGCAAAUUCAGGCCUUUAUCAAAAGUGACCGUCCGGCAAAGUUCCCAAAUCUCACCAUCAAAUACGUCCGAGGGUUGGACCCUAUCGUGAAGCUGAUGGACGAGGGAGGUAAUGUGAAGGAAACCCUAUCUAUUAACAAAUGGAACACCGACACUGUGCAAGAGUUCUUCGAAACGCGAUUAGCUAAGGUUGAGAACGAUGAUUACCUCCAAACAAACCGAGUGUGAGAAAUGCGUUGGGUGAAUAUUGAAUAAACAAAAAUGGAAAA